CUUGCCGAGAAUUGCAGAGAGCAGUCAGCCCGUCGUGUCUCUACCCGAGGCCGGAUGGUAAAAUCCAACCUCCAGCGGAUCCUAAACAGUCAUUGCUUUGCUCGCGAGAAAGAAGGAAAAACACAGUCUUUAAAUACCAUGGCGGAUUUAAGUAACGGUAUCUGUGACAUGAUCGGGAAGCUGUCCCUGCACUGUAGUAGUAGUACCCGCGGCCCGGGGCCUCUGUGGUGCUCCGAUGCCCCUCUCCCACCCCUGAAGAUCCCAGGUGGAAGAGGGAAUGGCACACGGGAUCACACUCCUUUAGCUCGGCCACUCUACUCAGAUCGAAAAUUGAGUGUAACGGAGGAGCCAGCAGGGAAUGGUCGCCCUGGGAUACUCCACUUCCAAAGUCGUCCCACCCUUACAAAGACAAUACAAUGGGAUGCUGUCCUAAGCAGCAGCGCACUCUACGUGGAGAUACCUCGUGACCCUCUUCCCGAGGGCAGCAAGGAGAGUUUUGCGUGUCUCCUGGAAUAUGCUGAAGAACAUCUGAAAGUAGUUAGCGUGGUGGUCUGUUUUUACAAGAACAGAGAUGAUCGUGCUAAACUGGUACGUACAUUCAGUUUCCUGGGCUUUGAGAUUGUGAAACCGGGCCAUGCCCUCGUCCCGCCUCGACCUGACGUAUUCUUCAUGGCCUACAACUUUGACAAGGACUCCUCGGAUGAGGAGUAGCCCUUUUGACAGCCCCUCCACCCCCUGCUUACUUCCCUUUUUUCUUCCCACUGUAUGUUUUGACUCAUAAAUCUGUGUUAAACCCUCAGCAGUAGCGCUCUGUAUGCAAGUAUUCAUUUCCCCCAUGCUUUUUGUGUUUAAGAGAAUAUGUUAGAUGUGCAUUUCCAUUUUCCACCAUCUGUUUCAUUUGAAGAUUAAUUGGUGUUGUCACCUAUAAAAGGAAGAAACCUUUCUUUUCUUUGGACUUACAAUCACAUUAAAGUUGUCAUAGCUAUUAAUUAAGUUCCGGUGUGAUUUCCAUAUCUUGUCAAGUCAUUGAUUUUAUUGGUAUUUCCUUUUUCUGAUAGAUUAUGGUGGUGGAUUGUUCAUUUCUUGAAUGUACAAUAAAAAGGUAAUCAGGUUUACACUUGGGUACUCCAGCUUUCCUUUAUUUGGCUAAAUAAUGACGUAAAAUUUGUUUUAUAUUCUUUCUCUCUGAUUUGAAUAACAUUUCAGUGGGACCAGUUUUAUGUAUUAGCACUAAUAUCCCCUAAAGUGUUUGAUUUAUGAAAUAUUAAUUUUAAGUGACAGCCCCAAUAACUGGUACUUCAUAGCUGUGUCGUGAAAUCAUUUAGACUAGAGGUGGAGUGAGAAGAGGAAUGCUGUUGCAUGUCUGUCGGCACUUCAGGUUCAAGUUCCUACGAGGAGUGUAUUGGUACAACUUGAAAGGAAAGGAAAUAAUCCAAAGUGCUUUUGCUUCUUUCUGCCAUGUAUAUCUGACAAUAUUGUAGUAUUUUGUUUUGGAGGUUGAUAAAAUAUGCUGUGAUGUUCUGAUUUUUUUCUUUUUGAUUAGCAUUACGUUGGACUUUUCUUUGUUGUUCACCUGCAUAGUGGUACCUGUUGUGCUUCUGUGAUAAUAAAACAAACAAAAACAAUC
Pseudoliparis swirei is the source of this 1627-nucleotide messenger RNA. RefSeq names its product ornithine decarboxylase antizyme 1b (gene oaz1b). Gene Ontology annotation, molecular function: ornithine decarboxylase inhibitor activity. Gene Ontology annotation, biological process: positive regulation of protein catabolic process. Gene Ontology annotation, cellular component: cytoplasm; nucleus. Lineage: Eukaryota; Metazoa; Chordata; Actinopteri; Perciformes; Liparidae. The record is from RefSeq and is a predicted model, not a curated record.